Messenger RNA from Pogoniulus pusillus (Red-fronted tinkerbird), 1664 nucleotides. RefSeq lists its product as uncharacterized. The coding region runs from base 1 to 1374 and encodes 457 amino acids. The transcript is spliced from 3 exons. Lineage: Eukaryota; Metazoa; Chordata; Aves; Piciformes; Lybiidae. The record is from RefSeq and is a predicted model, not a curated record.
AUGCCCAGCGCAGCGCGCAGGGACGGCGGCGCCCGCGCCCGGCGCAGCGGCGGGUCCCCCCGCGGCGCCCCGCCGCCGCUGCCGCCACCCGAGCUCCGCCGCUCCGCAUCCUUCGGGCGCCGCUGGCCGGGAGAGCGGGGUCCGCGGCGCGGCACUGCCACUUGCUACAAGGAUAGGCAGGGCGAGACGGGCGGAGCUGCUGCCUGGGAGCCAGUACUCGGCUCUCUGACGGAGACCCUCCACACACGCUCCUGCGCCCGGGGGCGGCUGCUCCCCGAGCGGCUCCGCCACAGGCAAACGACCGACACCCCUUCGCCGCCAGCCCUUAUAGGUGUAUGCCCGGCAGCGGUCGCUCUGUGUGGCCGCCGCGCUUGUCAGUCAGCCGGCAGCCAUUCACGGGGCAGGGGAACGGUGCCGUGCGGUGCGGAGGGAGGCGGUGCCGCUGCCGCGGACCGGCGUCGAGGUAGCUCCUGCACCUGCCGCUGCUGCCGGUUUGGCUUGACUCGGCUCGGCGCGGAGGAGCCGGUCCCUCGUAUCAGCAGUGGCUGCGCUCUCUCCUCGGCACUGGGGUGGGGGUCGCGGGCAGGGAACCGGCCCCCGGGGAAGACCCCACCAUGCAGUGCCCGGGGCUCGCCCACGGAGUGUGGCAGCGGCACCCGCUGGCCGGGCGGGGAGCGGCGCCUACGCGUCGAAGGUGAUCUCGGGGGAGCUGCCCGUCAGCCGCCGGUGUGCGUGGAGAGGAGGCAGGUGCUGGCUCUCCAGAAUCUCCCCGCUCCCGCAGCGCUGCGGGGGUGGGACGGGAGAAGCCCGGCGCUCCGGGGGAAGGCAGCUACAGCGAGAUCCGCAGAGUGUGGGCUGGGUGGCUGUCAGGGCUGCCUGCUGCCGUGCGAGGAAGGCGCUCUCGCCUCCGGCAGCUUUGGGGAUAAGCGGCAGGGAGGUAUGGGCCCGCUCCUCGGCUUCCCCAGCAACGCGUGGGCAGCCUGGCAGCCCUGGGAGGGAGGAGGGAGGGAGGCCUUGGGCAGGGAACGCGGCGGCUGGGUGCGAAUGAGUAACUGUCUUCUGGGGGCUUCGGGGCCACAGUCCAUGUUCCGUGCAGGUGCUGCCGUGCUCCCUGGGCUCCUGGGGUGGGCUGCCCCACAUCUGACCCGGAACAGACCGAACAUGGAAUACGUCCCACCAAAAUGGGAGUGGGGCUGCGCCCCCUCCCAGCUACAGUGGCUGGCUGAUUCCUCUGCUUUCAACCGUGACCUGCAGAGCGGCUGUGUGGAGCUGAAGCAAUGCAGGCAGAUCGGACAGCUUUCCUCCCGUGUUGCUGAAACCACCCUGGAAAAAAGCAGCUGUUUCACAGUUGAAAAGGAUCUUGAGUGUUUUUAAGAAGAGUUUACUUGUACUAAACAUUCCCUCAAGUGAAGAGGCUGUGAGAUUAUUUAGAAGCUGCAUAUAGUGAACGACUCAGAAGGUGAUAUUUACAGUUUAGCACAGCACGGGGAAUCUGUGCUUCCAAGUCUGCGCUGAACAAACACCUGAAGAUGCCUUGUUUGCUGUGGAUAAGUGAGAACCAGGGCUUUUGACAGGAGCAGCUGUCAGGACUGAGCUAAACUAACAUGGGAUCAGCUACACGGGGAGCUAGCAAUGGCAACAUAAAUAAACAUUUAUACUUUUUA